This is a messenger RNA of Pseudomassariella vexata, 1880 nucleotides long. Its product is annotated as putative hexose transport-related protein. Gene Ontology annotation, cellular component: membrane. Gene Ontology annotation, molecular function: carbohydrate:proton symporter activity. The record is from RefSeq and is a predicted model, not a curated record. The transcript has 8 exons. NCBI's taxonomy places the organism in Eukaryota, Fungi, Ascomycota, Sordariomycetes, Amphisphaeriales, Pseudomassariaceae. Gene Ontology annotation, biological process: carbohydrate transport; transmembrane transport. The coding region runs from base 26 to 1810 and encodes 594 amino acids.
CUUAGCUAGCUCUCGACUUUUAGCAAUGAUUACCAUCCAUCUCGGAUAUGAACUCUAUUCUUCUCACAGCUUUGUCCUCAAUAUCAUAAUCUACAUCGAGAUUGUAAAGCAUGCCAUAAUGACCAAUAACAAUCUCGACAUCGAGCUCAGCGCAGCUGGACCGCCCCUGGCUCAGACGGCCAGCGUCGCAUCUGAUCAUGGGAAGGUUCAAAUGCAGACGACAGAGUUGCAGGGGAACUCCCACUUCUAUGAGACUGUUACCGCGGCUCCGUUAGAUCCAUGGUCAAAGAGAUCUCUGCAACUGUAUGCGAUUCUGCUCGUGGCGGCAUUGAAUGCCGUGGCUUCUGGUUUCGACGGAUCCAUCUUCAGCUCCAUAAAUGCCAUGGCCCAGUACAAGGAGUACUUCCACCACACGGAACUGGGCAGCGCGACCGGGAUCAUAUUCAUGAUUUAUACUAUCGGAAAUAUGAUUGGAUCUCUCUUCACUGGCCCUAUCUGCGAUCAGUUUGGUCGUCGCGCCGGCAUGGCUACAGGCUCGGUGCUGAUCAUGGCUGGUGCCUGUAUUCUGACAGCUGCACAGGACGACAGCUACCUGCUUGGUGGCAGAUUCUUGCUUGGCUUCGGGAUUUCAAUAGGGACCAGUUCUGCUCCUACGUAUGCUUUGGAAAUGGCGCCUCCUCAGUGGCGAGCUCGGGUAGUCGGCUACUACAACACUUUCUUCUACGCCGGUUCCAUUCUAUCAACCGGCGUCGCCUACGCCUCCAAUAAAUCGAACACCACUCUGGCCUUCCGGCUCCCGCUGGCCCUGCAGUUGGUUCCGCCUAUUUUCAUCUUCAUCGGUGCACUACUCAUCCCUGAAUCUCCACGCUGGCUUGUCGCAAGGGGUAAGGCCGAACGCGCCGCUCAUAUCAUAGCCAAGUACCAUGGGGGAGGUGAUGUGAACCAUCCUAUAGUCUUACUAGAGCUCAAAGAAUUUGAGGAAAGCAUCAAAGUCCAGAAGGCGAAAGUGUGGUACAAUUACUGGGAACUAGUGGAGAACCACAAUGCUCGAUGGCGGUUCCUCGAAAUGGCAUUCAUGUCCUUCUUCGCGCAACUUUGCGGGAAUUCCGUUUUGACUUACUACCUUCCCUCGAUGUAUACCCAGCUUGGCAUCAAGUCGACUGAGCGAAGACUGCUACUCACCUUUAUGAACUCCAUCGUGUCAUGCGCGGGAGCAGUGGCAGGUUCAGCUACGAACGACAAGAUCGGGCGCCGCACCAAGCUUUGGGUGGGAUCGAUCUUCCUGGCUUGUCUGUUCUCGGGUGUGACUGGGUUCUCAAGCCAGUUCGAUGGAAAUAAUAAUGCGGGGACUGGGCUCUCGAAUGGUGGUGUGGCAAUGAUUUUCCUGUUCGGAUGUGUCUACUCGUUUGUCUACACGCCCUUGACAGCCACAUAUUGUGCCGAAGUUCUAAACAACCACACUCGAGCCAAAGGCAUGGGCAUUCAUGUCAUCAUGUCCAACUGCGCCAACUUGUACAACAGCUAUGUCACUGCCAUCGCCCUGCAAGCCGUCACGUGGAAAUAUUACCUCGUCUUUGUGGGACUGAAUCUGAUAUUUGGUAUCGUCUGGUUCUUCUUCGGUGUCGAAACCCGUGGUCGCACGCUCGAGGAGCUGGACGAAGUCUUCAACGCGAAGUUCCCUCCAAAGGCGUCACUGGCCAAGACCAUCAUGGUGAAGCGCGAUGAUGGACAAUUGCAGGGCUUGGAAAGUGUAGCGGAUGGACCAGCGGCUAACACGAAGAAGAUGUUUAGGGUGGCCAUUUCUAAGUAGACACUUUCCUUGUGGAUUAUGCACAAUGAAAUAACGUAGUUGCAGGCAGAUGGUACAGCAUUCAAAACGG